Molecule: messenger RNA, 1737 nt
Organism: Myxocyprinus asiaticus (Chinese sucker)
Lineage: Eukaryota; Metazoa; Chordata; Actinopteri; Cypriniformes; Catostomidae
Gene: dcaf13
Product: ddb1 and cul4 associated factor 13
Exons: 11
Coding region: 87-1424 (445 amino acids)
Biological process (GO): maturation of SSU-rRNA from tricistronic rRNA transcript (SSU-rRNA, 5.8S rRNA, LSU-rRNA)
Cellular component (GO): nucleolus; small-subunit processome
Molecular function (GO): protein binding
Source: RefSeq, a predicted model, not a curated record
CGUCACGUAAACACAUGGUCCGAUGCCACUUUCAACGCUGCAGAUCUGAUCAAGAUUGAUUUGGUUUUAUUCAAUAAUCCGGUGGGAUGAAAGUUAAAGUGCUUUGCAGAAACCCGGACGACUAUGUUCGCGAGACAGUCAGAGAUAUACAGCGAGUGCCCAGGAACUAUGACCCGACCCUGCAUCCUUUUGAGGUGCCCAGGGAAUACACCAGAGCCCUGAAUGCCACCAAACUGGAAAAGGUGUUUGCCAAACCCUUCGUGGCUGCACUAGAUGGCCACAGAGAUGGAAUCAGCUGCAUCGCCAAACACGCCAAAAGCCUUUCGACAGUCUUAUCUGGAGCCUGUGAUGGGGAGGUUAAAGUGUGGAACCUUCCUAAGCGUGAAUGUCUGAGGUCAGUCCAGGCUCAUGAAGGAUUUGUACGAGGAAUUUGCUCCCGCUUUUGUGGCACCUCCUUUUUUACGGUUGGAGAGGACAAGACCAUCAAACAGUGGAGCAUGGAGGCACCAGGAUAUGGAGUGAAGGAGGAACCUAUUAACACUAUUUUGGGAAAGGGCGUGUUCACAGGUAUCGACCACCACCAGAGAGAGGGCAUGUUCACAACCUGCGGUCAGACGGUGGAUAUCUGGGAUGAGCAGAGAACCAGUCCCAUCCGCUCCUUCAGCUGGGGUGUGGACAGCUUCAGCUGCGUCCGAUACAACCCUGUGGAGACCGAGCUUCUCGCCAGCUGUGCGUCAGACAGAAGUAUCGUCUUGUAUGACAUGAGAGAAUCUGCGCCACUCCGAAAGGUCAUCAUGCAAUUGAGAAGCAAUACGCUUUGCUGGAACCCAAUGGAAGCUUAUUAUUUUACCUGCUCCAGUGAAGACUACAAUCUCUAUACUUACGAUAUGAGGUAUCUGGAUGUUCCUGUGGCUGUGCACAUGGAUCAUGUGUCUGCUGUUCUGGAUGUGGAUUAUUCACCUACAGGAAGGGAGUUUGUAUCUGCCAGUUUUGAUAAAACCAUUCGCAUCUUUCAGAAGGACAAAGGCCACAGCAGAGAGGUGUACCACACCAAACGUAUGCAGCAUGUCAUCUGUGUGAGAUGGUCGGCCGACAACAAAUACAUCAUGAGCGGCUCAGAUGAAAUGAACAUUCGCCUGUGGAAGGCCAACGCCUCGGAGAAGCUCGGAGUGCUGACAGCCCGAGAGAAAGCUGCAGCAAACUACAACAAGAAGCUGAUAGAGAAGUUCCAGCACCACCCACAGGUGAGACGCAUUGCCCGUCAUCGCCACCUGCCCAGAGGAGUCCUGAAACAGAAGAGAGAGCUAAGGGAAAUGAAAGAAGCCCGACGCAGAAAAGAACGAAACGUACGCAAACACAGCAAGCCAGGAUCUGUUCCCGUGGUGACCGAAAAGGAGAAACAUGUGGUGGCUGUUGUGGAAUAAAAGAUGAUUUAAAGAGGUGGUAUCAGUGAAGGAGCAUCUGUUCUUCACACAUGGACACUUUCCAGAAUAUUCCACCCUUAUCCUCUGUCUUUUACUGCCAUACCACGAGAUAUGUUUUUUUUUUUUUUGGUGUAUAAACGAACUUUCGGCAUACUGCAUUUAUCACAUACCAACUUUAGAUUUUGUUACAUACACAUUCAGUGGAGUUUCUAAAGAGUUUUUUUCAUGGACAAAUACUGAGCAGGUAAAUCAUACUAGCCCUGAACUUAUUGUAAUUGGUUGAAUAUGAACAAUAAAGUCUUCAAGUGUCAAA